Molecule: messenger RNA, 1089 nt
Organism: Paralichthys olivaceus (Japanese flounder)
Lineage: Eukaryota; Metazoa; Chordata; Actinopteri; Pleuronectiformes; Paralichthyidae
Source: RefSeq, a predicted model, not a curated record
GAAAAAACAAGAGCCCUGUUCUGCAGCGGCUCCUCAGGGGACAAUGACACUCAGGAGCCGCUUCUGGAGAACUUUGAGGAUGUGAAAAGUAGGUGACAUGUUGGGGUUUCUCACAGCAGACGUGUUAGGAGCAGACAUGAGGGAAAUAAGAACCUUGUUGUUCUGGCGGGCCGUGGCUGCAGAGUUUCUCGGUAUGUUGCUGUUCAUAUUCGUCGGCUUGUCGGCCAUCAUCGGGAAGGGCGAGAGCGGCUUUCGCGAGGAGAAUGUUGCUCAGGAGCUGAAGGUCUCGCUGGCCUUCGCCCUGGCCAUCACCACCCUGGUUCAGAGUUUGGGGCACGUCAGUGGAGCUCACCUGAACCCUGCAGUCACGCUGGGCCUGCUGGCCAGCUGCCAGAUCAGCGCCCUCAGGUGUGUGUUCUACAUCCUGGCACAGAUGCUCGGGGCAGUUGCAGCGAGCGCAAUAGUGAAUGGAUACAGACAUAAAGAUUCUCUUGGGGUUAACCAGCUAAAUAAUGUGACUGCAGGACAAGGCUUUGCCAUCGAGUUCCUCGCCACCCUUCAGCUGGUGCUGUGUGUGAUCGCUGUGACUGAUAAGCGACAGAGUCAUGCCAAAGGCUUUGCACCGCUGGCUAUCGGGCUGUCAGUGGGGCUCGGUCACUUUGCAGCUAUAAGUUUCACUGGAUGUGGCAUCAAUCCUGCUCGCUCCUUUGGCCCGGCUGUAAUUCGUAGUCAAAUGAAAGACCACUGGGUUUACUGGCUGGGCCCGAUGAGCGGAGGAAUGGCAGCUUCUCUCAUCUACGAUUUCCUCCUGUUCCCACGAACACCAAACUUGAGAACUCGCACAUACGUCCUGCUUCACGGUGCGCAAGAUGAAAACGCUGCCAUUGAAACAACUGGGGAGGACAACGGCAGCCCGGGGCCGAGUCAGUGGCCGAAACAAUAAAGAGCAUGAAACAUUUUAACUUUUCUGGCUGUCAGCACAUUAAUAAACAACAAAGAUGCUUUUUAAAAUUACAGCUGGUUUCAUUUUUAAUUGUGCAAUGUGUUUUUUUUUUAUGUCAGUGCAUUUCAUAUAAUAAAGCUCCAUCC